AUGUCUGAACCACUCUCCAACACAGACUUCUAUGCUGGCCCGCGAUUUGUUCUUCCUGAUGCCACACCUGUUAUUCUUCCCAAUUGCCCGCUAUAUUUGCCCCGCUUUUACACUGUGGAAAAACACUCCCAAUGUCCCGAGUAUGAUGGCUCCUAUGGAACUAUCUACAUCUAUUUGGAAGACACUGAGGAUCGUGAUCGCAUGUGUCAUCUUCGUUCUUUCACAAAGACCUUGAAGAUUCCGAAGGGUUCUAAGGCCUAUCUUGUACAUGAUCUUGGACUCUUGCAUGCUCAAGAUGGAGAUAUGGUAUUUGCAAGACCAAUUGGUGGCGAGAUGGAUGGGGCAAAUGAUUCUUUGCAACUAAUGGCUUUCGGCGAUAAAUGGCUCACAACACCGGAGGUGGCGGACUUGUUGAAGUUCAGAGAAAGCUUGCUAGGCCCUCAAGAAGAUAUCGUUCCUGAUGAUCCCUUGAAUGGUACAGCUUUCGAGAGAGCUGGUCAUUGCAAAGGCAUUGGUGGUAACACUCGCGCAUAUAAUCUUGGUACAUCCUUGGAACAAGCGACUCAGCUAUGUGCUCCAGCCGCGCAGGGUAAAGGCAGAUAUGCUGCGGCCGUCGCGAUGUUCUUUUCGAAGAAGUUACCUAGGAAGUGGCGUGAAACUAUUAAGAAGCAGUCGGACCUGGUGAAUGCACCCCAUAUCGGUGUGGAUGAUAAUGGAAUGCAUGCAAAUGUGCAGAUGAAUAUAGCUUCAGCAAAGAAACCCGACGAUGAUGCAGGUUUGGACGGUGACCUUGGCUUUUUUGGGGGAUCUCAUAUCGACAAACACGACGCCGACAGUGCUCUCACCAACAUGCUGGGCUGCAACAAGGUUCCGGACAAAGGCUAUGAUGGAGGGGUCUUCCACCUUCUUGAGCUUGGAGUGUUUGUCUCCUUGGGAAAAUUCAACAGUCUAUAUUUCUCAGGACUCCGUUUACAUGGUGGGACUGCUCCCGUUUGUACGGAUCUCAAAUAUUGGGUCAACUAUGGAACUCGAUUGGUUUUCGUUCUCUACCCACCACGACAUAUCCUGAAUAAUUAUUCCAUAUCGGCGAUCGCUUCAUUCGAUAUUCGAUUAAGAAACGCCGAACAGGAGCAUGUUGCCCAUCUCGCGGAAAAGAAGAAAAGGAAACAGAUGGCAGAUGGAAAAGGAGAGUGGAAUACCGAUGAUGAGGAAGAUUUGGACGCAGUUGAUUUUGAAGAAGGCGAGCAGUUCAAGGUGAAGUAUGCCAACAUGCUCAAAUUUCCGGCUUCUCUCAAAAAUAACCCUCAAAAUCCUUAUGUUCAAUCUCUCGAAGAACACGCCACAUUUGCUCAAGACGGACAUGUCAUCAUGCCUCGGAAAGCGUGGAUCACCUUCAUGAUUCGUAAUUUAUACCUCAUGAACAUAGGUAUUCUUUGCCAGAUGGGUACCAAUUCUGGGUUGCGUGUUGAUCCCACUGCGUUCCUCAAAGCAUUCACUGUGAAAGGAGAUGAUCACUAUGAGAUCGAGGAGGAUGACAUCAAACGUGUAUUAGACGAAUGGAAGUAUGCUCCUCAUAUAAACGACUAUGAAGCUGAUGCUCCACGACAAGCUGCUGCACAAGAAUGGCUAGAUUGGGUCGCUCAUACUUCGAAAUUCAUUCCUGCAACAUACAAGCAUCUUCCUGGUGAACCCUUGAGUAUAGCCACUCAACCUUUCACGCCAGAAAGUGGAUUGAUCCGAAAUAACUGCUACGAAAGUCAAGUCAAGAAGCUGACUGUGGGACCUCGAGGACAUAAGCGGUCUAACCUUGCUUCCAACCGCAAUCAAAGUAAGCGUCGUCGGGAUGAGGAAACAGAACAGCAAGAUGCAAAGCGUUCUAAGAAGAAAGCCAGGUUUGACGAUGAGGAGAGUGAGGAGAGUGAGGAGAGUGAUCAUAGAGAUCGAAGCUCAAGAGCUGACUACUUCAUCGAUAACCCAAUCGCUCAAAGUAUGUUUGAGCGUACAGUGGCAGUGAUUCACCCAGAAGAAGAGACACAUGAAAACGGUAGUCUAGCUAUUCCGCAUAAAGGCACCUUUGUUAUUGGUUCUCUCUCGUUAUUGUUCGCUUCACAAGACCCUGGUGCUCGAGUUGGUGCUCUCAGUAAUCGGCUUAAUAAUCGAAUCAUAUGCCUUGGUCAAGAACGUGAACUUAUGAAAGAGAUAUCAUGCUUUGUGCAAGAAUUGACUGUCCCUGCCGAAGAUUGGUUCAGCGCAUCGUCCAUCACGGCCCAACUGGACGCUUACAGAAGUAGUCCAUAUAUUCUUGGUGUAGCUGGCUCUUCAAACUCAGGAUGGGAAACCGACUUACAUCGAAACGUCAUCCCUCUACAUGAUCAAGUAGCCGGAAAAUCUGCAGACUGGCUAUCCAUGGACACACUUCGAUCGGCUUCGUUGAGCAUGAUAGCUGUUCGGCACUUAACUGAAACGGUUUCGGUGUCGAACAUUUCUAUACGCCGAACCCGAUUCCACACUCUUCUCGCUCAUUCCUCCGCUUGGAUGUGGCUGGAGAAUAUCUGCGCUUAUCAUUCUCAGCCAGACGUAUUCAACCGUUUAGCAUAUGAUUCCUGGCCCUCCAAGUUGGCCCGUAAACUACAUAAUGCCAUCGUAGAGCUUCAACUAUCGAACAUCACCCUGACUCCUUCACAUUACAUUCCUCAUCUUCCUGCGGAGCCCGCGGUCUUUCAGAUUUUCGGCAAUCGAGAGUAUUCGGACCCACAUGCUCUCCCGAUCAUCCAGCAACGUAUCUACCAUCAGAUGAAGCAUGUCCUACAAAUGUGGCUAGGUUUCCCAGUGGAUACUUUCGCGGAUGCGCGGGCAUGGACCGCCCAGAUCCUUCAAGCUAUGUUCGGCAUUGGCGUAUUUCUCCUGGACGAAACAUGGAACAUAUAUGUUCAUCUCGCUCGAACUGUUCUUAAUCGACCUUCAAAGAACAUACGACAGAUGUACAUGCAUCAACUGGUCCCUUUCUUUCAUCAAAUCAAGCUCUGUGAAGCUUCACAUGUCAAUGGAGUUGCACGCCGCGCUCUCGACGACUUGUUAGCUCUUCAUCUAUCGGUGUUUCCAAAUCAACCCUCGCCAUCUAUCGAUCACAAGCUUGGAAACACGGCAAUGAUAGAGAAUAUUGAGCAAGCCGCCAACGUUCGUGCAUACUUCGAUAUGGACAUUAUGGAUGUAGAAGAAGAUUUGGUUGCGGAAUAUGAAGACAUUACUUUGUCUCAGGAUGCAAAUAUGCCGUUUACCACCGAAUAUGAAACAACAACUGGUUUUACGACCCCACCACCCCCAUCACCAAUAUUACCUGUCCAUGUGGAACCUCAUCAUUCAGUGUCUUCUUCAGCAUCCUCAUCGGCUGAAUUCACCCAAAUACUUCCGGCAGCCUCAUAUCCAUCUUCUGCGUCCAAAGCCCGCAUGCACCAAGCGUCGGCAGUACUUCGAAAGCUCAAGUUUUUCCUCAAGUUUGACUAUCCUCACAAGCUUUUUGUUGAGAACCGUUUUAUCGGCCCACUCAAAGAAUACAAAGAUGAAGAUCGAAAGCUGAUGAAGCUGGUUGCUAGAGACCUGGAUGGAUAUCUCCCUUUCCCCCGUCGUGCACCAUCCGUACUUCAUGCGAUGUCAACUGGGCUCGCUGACCGUCCCCUGGAUCAAUCAUUGCUAUUCAGUGCGAUCGCUUUCCGUGCGGUCUUUUUCAAAUCUCAAUAUCACUUCACUCACGACACCUUCCUUCGCAAUCUGGACGAUUACAAAACCCGCGUCAAUCAGCAACCCUCAAAAUUGUCGGCUCUUAUCACUCCUGGCGUGAAGACAGACGAUUACUGGGCGAAUCCUAAUAUGUACAGUGGAGGUCCUCACAAGCCUUCAGUGGAGUACCUCGAACUAUAUUGGAAAUCCGUGCACGCUGUCUAUCCACCUCAUAAAGCCUUCAAACGGCCACCUAUCUCAGCAUCAAAGCAACUUCCAUUCAAUCUCUUCUGGAAAGAAUAUCUUCUUUUCAAUCGAAAAAUAGAACGAAGCGGAGAGAAGGUCAAUCUGUUUAGGAAUGUGGGCGGCUUGAUUGGGUAUCUUUGUGCUCUGGAUCUUUCUUAUGCUGGUCAUGUGGAGAAGCCAAGUAUGGAUGAUGUUGUCGAAGCCAUGACCAAGGUUAACUCUGGAGGAGUUAGGGGACUGAUUGCGAUGGGUUUACUUGAGAAGAGGGAAGGAAAGGUGUCAUAUACUGCGGAGGAAGUCAGAGCUGCUUUUUCGGUUUGGCACAAUUUUUUGGAUGUACAUCUGUCGGAGGAGGAGAAGAAGGACAUGGUUUUUGAUUGUCCCAUGUCUGAGCAUUCCUCUUGCAAAAUUUCCAAGUUUGCAUCCGCUCGAGGCAAGGUUCUAACUUUUGAUGACAACUAUACCUAUACUCCAUGUGCUUGCUGUAGUUAA
Stereum hirsutum FP-91666 SS1 is the source of this 4455-nucleotide messenger RNA. RefSeq lists its product as uncharacterized. Bases 1 to 4455 code for a protein of 1484 amino acids. NCBI's taxonomy places the organism in Eukaryota, Fungi, Basidiomycota, Agaricomycetes, Russulales, Stereaceae. The transcript is spliced from 16 exons. The record is from RefSeq and is a predicted model, not a curated record.